AUGGGCUGCGUGUGGUCCAAGUCUCAGUCGUCCUCCGUGUCUAUCCGACAGAAGCUAGACAAUCUUCUGGUGAAUUCGUACGAAACAUACGUUGAGCUGGUGGAGGAACUGAAGCAGAUGAUGGAGUACAGAGCCGAGACGAUAAAGGAGAUGAAUUCCGUGGCGGACAAACUGGACCGGAGACGCCGGGACGCGAAUAUCGUCAGGCUGGCCGCGUCCACUUCGAGUGUCCUUGGAGCGGCAGGAGUUGUGCUGGCUAUCGCUCUUGCCCCAGUCACCGGCGGCGCUAGCGCACCGUUCGGGGCCGUGGCGGGAACAGCAAUGAUGGCGGGAGCCGCGGGGUCCGUAGGCACGGAGGUUACCGAGAAAGUACUGGAAAAAGUUGAUCUUGCUAAAGUGCAAAGGACUGUGGACCGAGACAGAGAGCAAGGAGAUAGAGUAAAGGCCCUGUGGGAGAAAUUUAACACCAACUGCACCAAUAUCAUCGAUACAAUUGAGUUGGUCAAUCCUAGGGAGCCUGAAGUGAAAGUAUUCAAAGAGUGUGUUCUGAUGGCGGCGAAAAAAACAAAGUCGGCAGUUUCUUUGAUUGCUGAAUCCCUCCAAGCAGUGUACAAAGAGCUGACUACAUCGAAUGGAAAAAGCACGGGUGAGCAAAAUGCUGAACCGACUGCUGAAAAGGUUUCCAGUGCUUUGCUUUGUAAAGCAAAGGAGAUAGUGGAAAAAGUCGACUGGAAGAGUGUUGUAGUUGAAAAUCCUUUUGUUGUGACUACUGUUGCUACGUUUCUGCUAAUAGCUACGAUCUGUGUGUGGAAUCUUACAGAGCUCAUUGAAAUAUCAAUAGACCUUCAUGAGGGCUCACUCUCUGAAGUUGCAAAGGACAUUCGUGAAAAAUCUUCUCGAUUCCAGAAAGAAUACGAACAGUGGAAGGAAGACUGGUGA
This is a messenger RNA of Geodia barretti, 939 nucleotides long. The record is from the annotation of a GenBank genome assembly. NCBI's taxonomy places the organism in Eukaryota, Metazoa, Porifera, Demospongiae, Tetractinellida, Geodiidae.